AUGAAUGUAACAAAAAGACGGCGCCCAGUACCCGGCGGCCCCGCUAUUCCUGGCUACGGUGGCGACCAUGGUAACGGUGGGGCAGAGGGUGCUAAGAAUCUCCGGAGGUUCGGUUGCCAAUUACGACGACUCGACCUGGCAACAUACAACACACGCACGCUGAGGACUGACGAGAAGAUUGUGGAGCUGGAAGAAGAGAUAGACAAGUUACGAUGCCAUAUUAUAGGAUUAUCCGAAGUCCGAAGAGAGGGGGAGGAAACGGUAAUCCUCGAAUCCGGCAACUUGUUCUUUUACCGGGAGGGCGACUAUCUGUCCCAAGGAGGUGUCGAAUUUAUCGUCCACAAGUCUCCCGUUAACAACGUUGUAAAGAUUGAGAGUGUGUCGACGAGGGUUGCGUACCUUAUACUCAGACUUACCAAACGGUAUUCGCCGAAAGUCAUACAGGUUUACGCACCAACCUCGGCACCCUCCGAUGAGGAGGUGGAGGAAAUGUAUGAGGAUAUCUCUAGAGCCAUGCAUUCCUCCAAUACCCAAUAUACGGUGUUAAUGGGAGACUUCAAUGCAAAACUAGGCACAAGAGAGAAUGGUGAGCUGAAAGUAGGGAAAUUUGGAAUAGGGCAACAGAACCCAAGGGGCCAGCAGCUGGCCGACUUCAUGGAGAAAGAGGGACUCUUUAUGAUGAACUCUUUCUUCCAGAAGCGGCCCCACAGGAAGUGGACCUGGUCGAGCGCCGACGGUUCGACAAAAAAUGAGAUUGACUUCAUUAUGACGACCAGACGACAACUGUUCAGUGAUGUCUCAGUGAUCGCGAGGGUGAAAACCGGCAACGAUCACCGAAUGGUUAGAGGCACACUGAACCUAAACGUUAAGUUGGAGUUAAUCCAAAGUCCCGAAACCUUUCAGCUCGAGUUACAAAACCGUUUUCAGUGCCUAGAAGUCUGCAAUGAAGUGGACGAUAUGAACGACAAGCUCGUGGAAACUGUCCAUGCGGUCGGAGCUAUGUUCUGCAAGACCCGCCGCAGAAGAACACAAAAACUCUCCGAUCACACUUUUAAUCUCAUGGUUGUUAGACGGGAGAUGAAGCUACAUUCUUCAACAGAUUUGACAGCAUACAGGCAACUGAACAGACAGAUCUCCAAAUGCAUGCGGCGGGAUGCAAUGCAAAUGCAAAUGCAUCAGUCUGAGCGAGAUUAG
Molecule: messenger RNA, 1194 nt
Organism: Parnassius mnemosyne (clouded apollo)
Lineage: Eukaryota; Metazoa; Arthropoda; Insecta; Lepidoptera; Papilionidae
Source: the annotation of a GenBank genome assembly